Messenger RNA from Thlaspi arvense, 1390 nucleotides. Lineage: Eukaryota; Viridiplantae; Streptophyta; Magnoliopsida; Brassicales; Brassicaceae. The record is from the annotation of a GenBank genome assembly.
AUAUUUCUAAGUUCUUGACUCACACACUUAAAUGUUCCUCAGUCUCAGUCGUCGUCGUCUCCACCGUGAAACGUAACUAACUUUGGUCAAGUUGAUGCUGUUGGGAUCAAACAAAGAGUAGCAACCAAUAGAGCAGACCUUCCUCACAGAAACAAUGGGAAUUUCUAAACCAUCCCCUUUACUUUCAUUUCUUUCGGUUUUAGCCUUAUAUUUUUCAUUCUACACCAUAACACCAACUUCUUCAGCUUCCCUCCAAGAUCAAUUUAUCAACUGUCUCCACAAAAACACACAUGUUUACUUCCCACUCGAAAAUACGUUUUUCGCACCUGCCAAAAACGUCUCUAUGUUCAGCGAAGUCCUAGAAUCGACGGCUCAGAAUCUCCGGUACUUGACCAAAAACAUGCCUAAACCGGGAUUCAUAUUCAAACCGCUCCAUGAGUCUCACGUCCAAGCUUCCAUCCUCUGUUCCAAGAAACUCGGAAUUCAUUUUCGUGUCAGAAGCGGCGGUCACGACUACGAAGGCUUGUCUUAUGUCUCGGAGAUGGAGAGACCGUUUAUAGUGAUGGACCUGUCGAAGCUAAGACAAGUCAACAUCAAUAUCAAAGACAAUAGUGCUUGGGUUCAAGCUGGUGCUACCGUUGGUGAACUUUAUUACAGAGUGAUCUUCAACGUAGCUGCAAACAAUGGAAGCAAGACUGCGACUACGUCGUACAAUUCUGUGUUUCUUGGCAACAAAGGCGCGUUGAUGAAAGUUAUGAAGAAGGGGUUUCCUGAGUUAGGUCUAACACUGAAAGAUUGCGUCGAAAUGAGCUGGCUUGAAUCCAUUGUUUACAUCUCCGGAUUCUCGAGCCACACUCCUACUAAUGUUUUGCUUCAAGGGAAGUCUCCUUUCCCUAAGAAUGGUUUCAAAGCGAAAUCCGAUUUCGUGAAGAAGCCGAUUCCGGAAUCAGGGCUUAAAGAAAUCUUCAAAAAGUUGCUUAAAGAAGAUAUUCCAAUGAUGAUAUGGAAUCCUUACGGUGGAAUGAUGGCAAAAAUCCCUGAGUCUCAAAUCCCAUUUCCGCAUAGAAAAGGGGUCAUCUUCAAGAUUCAGUACGUAACGAGUUGGCCAGACAGCGACAAGACAUCGACCAGACACAUCAACUGGAUCAGAGAUCUCUACAGUUUCAUGACGCCGUAUGUCUCAAGCAACCCACGACAAGCCUACGUGAACUACCGUGACCUAGAUCUUGGGAAGAACAAGAAAUACGCGAGCAUGAAACAAGCUCAAGCCUGGGGAGCUAAGUACUUCAAAGGCAAUUUCAACAGAUUGAUGAAGAUUAAAUCAAAAGUUGAUCCAGAGAACUUCUUUAGACACGAGCAGAGCAUCCCACUUAUGUCGGUUCGAGGCUAA